ACUGGAGAUUAUUAAAUACAGAAGAACAUUUAUACAUUUGUGUUAUCAGGCCACAAACUGCUGCCCCUGAGGCUCUAACCCGUUGAGGAAAUGGCAGUUUCCGACCGUCUCUCUUUGAAGGCUACAGGUCCAUUAUUGCUUCAUCCAUUCCAAAGCGGAUAAAUGUUUUCACUACCGAUGUGUAUUGAGCAUGCAGAUUCCAUUAAAAACCCUUUAAAGAGACAUGCGGCCGCUCCACCGUCCCAGGUGUGAUGCCUUCACACCUCCACCGGCCUGCAGACGUCUGAAGUUGCUCCACGGCCGCUGCAGCGCCAGCCGGCACUGAUGGUCGCCCCAUUCACACAUACAGGCAGCACCACCUUUGAUCGCAGGAGGAUUUAACCCCAGCGAGCGCACAGGUCUCAAACUCAGUCAGUUUGAAGUGAGACGUUGAGGAACAUGUCUUCUGUUCAUGGGAAUAUGCGCGUCGGGGAUCUGAAUCAUUUCCAGAUGUAUCACGAAGGAGCUCUGCAGAUGAACAGCAUGGUGAACUCAGAUUACGGAGCGUCAGAUGUUACAAACUACUACAACUCUGCAAACUCUGUACCGAGGGCGGAUAAAUGCGUGGCAAUACUAACCCACAGGCGGAAGAGGACCAACUUUACCCAGCAGCAAAUUGAGGUGCUGGAGAAAGUUUACUCAGACACUAAAUAUCCUGACAUCUACCUACGGGAGAGACUGGAGGCUCUGACCGGGCUACCGGAGUCCAGAAUUCAGGUGUGGUUUCAGAACAGAAGGGCCAAGUCUCGUCGCCAAGUUGGCUCAUCAGUGUCAAUGAAGGUCGCCAACCCGCCAGCAGCUGGCCCCUUCAGCCAACUCCAGAGCAGGAUGGGACCAGAGAAAGUUUAUGACAACAAUCAUGGAACUGAGGCACACAGGAUAGGAGGUUUCCGCCUGGAGGACAGUUUCAGACCUACAAUGCACCAAAACACAGAGGACGCUCACAGAACCAGCAUACCCACCAAACCCGGCAGCUAUGAACACACAUCCAUCUCCUGCAUCUACGACAAGGAGGGAACCAGAGUGAAACCUGAGCAGAUGCAGCGACACGAGCUGAGCGUUAACGUGCCAUGCUGCAACGUCCAUCUAUAUCCCAAGGAGAAUGAGCAUCACCCCAAGAUUGAAGACAGCAUGACUGGCAACCAGGGUCCAAAGGUUCUGGUGGAAUACGACAAUUUCCCACCUAACAAGACCAUUGGACCAGAGAUGAAAGUUGUGAUUCCUCCUAUCCCGACCCAGAAUAACUUCAGCAGGUCAUCACCUAAGGAAAAUGGAUGCCAAAUCCAGUAUCCACGAAUGAGGGCCACAGGGGACAGGUUCAGUCACUUCUCCCCGAUCCAUGCCACUGAGGCACAGGACUUUACGGACUCAGACUCGGACUGGGAAAACGAGGCCAUGGCUGGCUUUGGUGGCUUUAUGUGACGCAUCAUAAGAGCUGAUGUAAAGAAAGCUACAUGUAUCAUAAGAGGCAGUAUACGGUUCUUUGUUUGUUUGCAUAAAAAGAAA
Messenger RNA from Dicentrarchus labrax (European seabass), 1545 nucleotides. It is a transcript of the gene mixl1, whose product is annotated as Mix paired-like homeobox. NCBI's taxonomy places the organism in Eukaryota, Metazoa, Chordata, Actinopteri, Moronidae. Bases 439 to 1461 code for a protein of 340 amino acids. The record is from RefSeq and is a predicted model, not a curated record. Gene Ontology annotation, biological process: regulation of transcription by RNA polymerase II; endoderm development; endoderm formation. The transcript has 4 exons. Gene Ontology annotation, molecular function: RNA polymerase II cis-regulatory region sequence-specific DNA binding; DNA-binding transcription activator activity, RNA polymerase II-specific.